Ochotona princeps (American pika) is the source of this 2789-nucleotide messenger RNA. It is a transcript of the gene DR1, whose product is annotated as down-regulator of transcription 1. Bases 71 to 601 code for a protein of 176 amino acids. Gene Ontology annotation, cellular component: negative cofactor 2 complex. Gene Ontology annotation, biological process: positive regulation of transcription by RNA polymerase II; chromatin remodeling; negative regulation of transcription by RNA polymerase II. NCBI's taxonomy places the organism in Eukaryota, Metazoa, Chordata, Mammalia, Lagomorpha, Ochotonidae. The record is from RefSeq and is a predicted model, not a curated record. Gene Ontology annotation, molecular function: general transcription initiation factor activity; core promoter sequence-specific DNA binding; protein heterodimerization activity. The transcript is spliced from 3 exons.
GGGACAGAGCCGGGGAGAUUUUUUUUUUUUUGCCCCCAAAAGUUGGGGUGCGGGGAGAUUAGAAGGUACGAUGGCUUCCUCGUCGGGCAACGAUGAUGAUCUCACCAUCCCCCGAGCUGCUAUCAAUAAAAUGAUCAAAGAGACUCUGCCCAAUGUGCGGGUGGCGAACGACGCCCGGGAGCUGGUGGUGAACUGCUGCACUGAAUUCAUUCACCUUAUUUCUUCCGAGGCCAAUGAGAUUUGCAAUAAAUCGGAGAAGAAGACCAUCUCGCCGGAGCACGUCAUCCAAGCACUGGAAAGUUUGGGCUUUGGUUCUUACAUCAGUGAAGUGAAAGAAGUCUUACAGGAAUGUAAGACUGUAGCAUUGAAAAGGAGAAAGGCCAGUUCUCGUUUGGAAAACCUUGGAAUUCCUGAAGAAGAGUUAUUGAGACAACAACAAGAACUAUUUGCAAAAGCUAGACAGCAACAAGCAGAAUUGGCCCAACAGGAAUGGCUUCAAAUGCAGCAAGCUGCCCAACAAGCCCAGCUUGCUGCUGCCUCAGCCAGCGCGUCCAAUCAGGCAGGAUCUUCUCAGGAUGAAGAAGAUGAUGAUGAUAUCUGAAAUUCACCAGCUGAGUUUCUGUUUCCUCUAUAAAUGUUUUUUCCCUGCACAAGAAAAAAAACAGUGAAAGAAAUGCUAAUCUGUAAUUUUGUAUGCAUCUUGAUGGACUUGCCAUUGGUAUCCUAGGGGUGUCUGCUGUUAAGUUUGAUCUGUUGUGUGCUAUAUAUGUAAAAAUUGUCUCUUUGAACUAUUGAAAAUUUAAGGUUCAGUAUAAUAUCAAUUUUGAAUUUUUAAUGGUGUUUAUGAAAUUUUAGAUAGCAAUGAUUCCUUUAUUUGAUCAAUAAACAGUGUUACAGAAAACUUUCGAGUUUAUAAAAAUACAGUCAAAUUUAUACAGAAGCUCUUAAAAUGCAUUUGUGUUUCCUUGGCCCUUUUAACUAAACUAAAGAUUGGGAAUUUUAAAUUGAGGGAGUGUACUGUGUGAGACAGUAGACAUUGGAUCAGGUUGGUGAAAAAGAAGAGUUAACUUCUUACAGUAUCUGAAUUUUUUCGUCUUUUAAAAUAAGUAAAUAUAUAUGCUCAGAUAAAUACACGUGUUUAGAAAAACUUCAAAAUAAGACAUUCAAAAUGAGGAAGGAGUGUGUUUAAUAUUAGUUGUAUAAGUUUGGUGUGGGUCAUUUUUGAUUUUGUUUUCAUCUUGAAUAGAGGUAAAAGCUAUAGUUUUAUUAUGGCAUAAUUCAUCUUGAGCUAUACUAUUACAUUUCAAAGACUGCCCAAUUUUGAGAACUUUGUAAUUCUUACAGUUUCACUCCAGCUCGAUAAUUGUUAAUAGUAUUAUUUGCUUAGUCCUUCCAUGUUUGUAUCAUUCACAACAUUUUACAGGUGGGACUUGUGAAGCAGUUGCUUGGUUCUGAGGUUCACUAAUAGUCAAAGCUUUGCUAGAGGAAAGAAGUGAAAGUUAAGGAGCAUGCUUGCUGUGAGAGAGGGUUUUGUUUUUUAAUUUAACUUAUAGUUUACUUACUGUUUGUUUUUAGCAUUGUUUUUGCAUUUUCUUGACUAGAUGGCAUAGAGUCCAGCGCUACCUUUUGAAAUACCGUCCUUGUCUCCUUCAUAAAGGAGUGAUAGCUUUAAGAAGGGUUUUGUUUAACAAAGUGUGUCAUAACCGAUCAUCUCUGCAUAAAGCAUAGUUCCAAUGUGCUGGAUGAAAAGAAGCUUUAAUUUGGUUCUAAUAAGGAGUGGUAGCCAUUAGAGGAUUCCAGUGUACUGAAGAAAUGGCAUGUUGUUUGUAUUUUGGAACAGAAAGGAAAAGCUACUUAAGAUGGUAUGAAGUAAUUAAAUGUCUAUCAUUUGCCAAAUUAUUACAAUCUCUAUAUUCCCAAGCUCAAAAAUAGAUGUGACUGCCAGGAUUCCAAUUUUAAUUGGAAUACCAAAUAAGUCAAGUUUAUAAGUAUUACAUUUCUUAAUGGUUGUAUUUUUGCAGUUUUAGGAAAAGGAAAAUCUUGUUGUACAUUUAUUAAGGACACUUCCCUGUGUAGAAAAAGGUUAGUUUUGCUGAAUAUUUCAAGUUGAAGUUACUUCAUGGAUGUCAUAUGCAUGAAGUACGUUUGGAUGAGGUAGAAGGAAUUUUUGUUUAAAGUACCAAAGGUAGUCUAGUCUAGAGAAAUAAUAAGUUAAUAAGUGUUGGCUUUUCUAAUUUGUACUGUAACAUCCUUGUAUUUUCUAUUUUAAGUAUAUCUGUUUCUCAAGUAAACUUAGAUAUUUUUUUCAGACCUUUUUCUUUCUGAUGCAGAAUUCAGGUUAAUUAAUAUUUUACUGCAUCUGAUAAUGUAUUAUAUGUUUGAAGCCUAGUGACUUUUCUUUUUGACAUUCUUGUGAUUUCAUAUGCUGUAUUCUUCGAGCAAUAAAAUUCUGGUGUGUUUUAUAAAUUGUUUUUAUAGUUAAUGAUCCAUAGGAAAAUAUCUAUUUCAUUUUUACUAGUUUCAAGAAUGUUAGGCCCAAAAGAUAUUUUGGUCAUUUUGUAUAUGGUACCUGCAUUUCUUCUAUAUUUAGAAAAUGUGGUUUUACUUUUAAUUUUGUAAUUUACAGUCCUAGGAUCAAGGUAUAAAAGGGUAAGUUUGAAUUAUUUUGCUUUUAGCUUGUUUUUUUAAAUUUAAAAGUCAGUAUUUGCCACUUGUUAAAAAUUUUUAAAUCUUUUGGAGAAACAAAACCUUUUAAAAGCUCUUGAGAAAUAAACUUGUGGUUUAGUAAA